This is a messenger RNA of Pyrus x bretschneideri (Chinese white pear), 1346 nucleotides long. RefSeq names its product nuclear pore complex protein NUP43. Lineage: Eukaryota; Viridiplantae; Streptophyta; Magnoliopsida; Rosales; Rosaceae. The transcript has 5 exons. Bases 16 to 1068 code for a protein of 350 amino acids. Gene Ontology annotation, molecular function: protein binding. Gene Ontology annotation, cellular component: nuclear pore outer ring. The record is from RefSeq and is a predicted model, not a curated record.
CCUAAACAUUAAACAAUGCCGAUCGCAGAGCCUCCGCAGAUCCACCGACUCCCACAAUCCAAGUACUUAGACUCAGUCCGGUGGCUCCCGCCUCUCUCCGCCUUGGACCGCCUCGCCGUUAUUGCAGUUUUCGACUCCGAUUCCGACUCUUCCUCCGUAGAGACCCACUCUUUCACUCCGAACCCAGCAACGCUAACCCCGCAAUCUCAAUGGGUCUCGCCCUCCCGAAUUUCCUCCCUCAAAACCUCCCAAUCCCACCACAAACCUCUCGUCGCUGCCGCGACAUUUUCCGGCUCCCUACACAUCUUGUACGGCGAUUCAAUGGACCCUGCGUAUCUCCAAUCGGAGCUUUCGGUGCCCGAAAAGGAGUUACACGAGGGACCCAUUUCUUGUGUGGAUGUUAUGGAUGGUGGGUCGGAGUGUGUGAGUGUUGGGGAAGAUGGGAGGGUCAAUUUGGUAAGUUUAGGGGACUCUGAGUUGAGCUAUCGGCGAGUUUUCGACAGCAGCGGCUUGGUUUCGUUUACCGCGGCGAAAUGGGCAUCUCCGAGUGAGUUUGCUACUGGUGGAUAUGGGUUUAGCCUCCAGUGGUGGGAUCAGAGGAAGCGCGGCAGAGCGGUUUCUCAAUUUAAGGGUGGCUGGUCUCAACCGUCAACUCCAGGGAUUGUACAUUCAAUUGAUAUCCAUCCUUCAAGAAAGCACACUUGUUUGGCUGGAGGUUCUUUAGGGACUGUAUUUGCGUGGGAUCUUAGGUGGCCACAGCAACCAAUCCUUCUUUCUGGGGUUGGGGCAGGUGAAGCAACCCAUUCACCAUGUGAAAGUGAGGUUUGGGAGGUUCAGUACGACCACUAUGCAAAGUCUUCGAAUGUGGGAAAUGUUUCUUCACGUAUCUUACCUACUAUGAUAUGUUCAGAAGAUGGUAUCCUUGCUGUUGUUGAACAAGGUGAGGAACCCAUCGAGCUCCUGGCAGAACCUUGUGCAAUCAACAGCUUUGACAUAGACCGGCAAUAUCCUUCUGAUGUUAUAUGUAGUCUGGAGUGGGAAUCUAUAGCCAUCUUGACGAGGCCAUGACAUCCACAAAUUGACAUAUUCAGAGUUAAAUGUGAAUCGAAGCUCGCCAAUUUUCUGUAAUUGAGAAAUGAAUCUCUGCGUAAAAAGAUGUACGAACCAAGUUACGGAUGAUGUUUAAAAGCCUGUUUUGUUUUGGUUGCUGAAAUUAGUCAUCCUCCAUGUUCGUAGAUCGACUCAGUGCCCCUCCUCCGUACUGUGCCGUUACGUGGAAAUGAAAAUGAAAGCUUAUUAAACAUUGUGUCCAUUAAAAAGCUAAAGAAACAGGUUAUUGUGCAUUA